AUGAGAGCGGGUUCAUUAUGUCAACAUCAAAUACACCUAAUCAUUCGAAAUCGUAACGCAACAACACGUGCGCCAUCAUCUGUUACAGAAAUUAUUGUUAAAUCAGUAGCUGCAGGAUUAUCAUAUUGUACGUGUCGAUGGUCAAUCAGUAACUCGACGUAUGAUGAAUGUGGCGACGUUUGUAAUAUGGUGUCAGGCGGUGUGUUGGACGAAGAUAAUUGCACAUUGACAUUUAAUAGUACAGGAAAAACAGUAGGAUCCUAUUAUGCUGCAGCACUGAUGAUCGAAGAUUUUUAUGACGAGUCGACAUACACACCGUUCAGUUCAAUACCUCUACAAUUUCUAAUUGAAGUUGUCGCCUCGCCUCCGUGUCCUCUUGCUCCAAACAUUACAGGAAGCAUUUCGGAGGGGUCAUGUACAGCAAUUCAUGUUGGUGAACUAUUCACUUUUCAAAUAAUCGUUGAAAAAGGUUGCCCUGGAACAGUUAUUUCGGAUAUUUUUACUGUUCCGCCACUAUACAUGCUCAAAAGUUCUUUAAUUGAAAAUGUUACGGGGGCUCUCUGGAGUGUUACUGAAAGUUGGAUACCAGAUGCCACGCAAGUGGGAUCUCAAGUUUAUUGCGCGGUCGCUGUUGACAAGUAAGUGGUACACUCUAAAAAAUCAUGCGGCUUAGAAUCAAGUUAAGUCGUAUUAAUGUACCUUAUUUUUUGAGAAUAAGACACAUUAAUGUGACGUAACCUGAUCCUAAGUCGCAUGAUUUUUUAGAGCGUAGGAACUCCUAUCGGAGCCAAAAUACAACAGCAGUGGUUAUUUUUUGAAUAACUCAGGACCACAUAAAGAUAAAGGCUUUCGAUUUCCACCCUUCAAUGGCCAAGACUUGAGGCGAUCUUUCUACAAGCAAAACCGAUUUUUGGAUAAUUUUUCGAAGUCGACUUUCCAGAGGAUCUUUGGAAAACUAGCUUGGGUUUUACGAAAUUCACAUCGGAAUGUAUUGACUUUUUUCAUGGGGUGACAGCCCGGGAUGUUCUCUUCAAAAUGGGAGUAAAGUGAGACCUUGAUUUUCUGCAGUUACCUGGAGUCACCGAGUCCCAGGACUGGCACCCGGUGACUCUAGGUGGCCUUAAGAACGGAUGGACUAUGGAUAAUCGGCCAUACUGAGUCUGGUAGCAGUAUUUAUUUUUAGAAAAAAUUUUAAAAUCUACUGAAAAGCCAGUUUUACGACAAUUAGGGUUUUCACGCUGUUCUCGCCGAAUAUUAAAAAAUUCACUAUUCACUCAAAAAACAUCAGAACGUAUUCAAAACCUCAGAAUGUAGAUUAUUUAAGCUAUUGUAUAUCCUAUUCAUAGGAGAUCUCGAAAUAAAUUUUACAAAAGCCUAAGGUUUUCCAAAAGGGUUUCUGGAAAACCUAUUAACAAAAUAUGCUUUUCAAUUUCUGCGAUCUUAUAAUGAUGUUUAGCGGACAACAUUAAUCUACAGUCCUGGGACUCGGUGACUCCAGGUAACUGCAGAAAAUCAAGGUCUCACU
Didymodactylos carnosus is the source of this 1525-nucleotide messenger RNA. The record is from the annotation of a GenBank genome assembly. NCBI's taxonomy places the organism in Eukaryota, Metazoa, Rotifera, Eurotatoria, Philodinida, Philodinidae.